GUCUGCGAUUACACUUGGUCGCAGAUUGGUGUUGUGUUUUAGAGCAUCAAGUUUUUGGCGCUGUUGCCGGGGACCCUCUAGGUUAUUGGGGAAACGUGAAAGUCUGUUACUUUAGCUUUGUUUUUUCUUUUCUUUUCCACCCUUGCUUUUCACUUAGGUGUUAUGUUUUUGUUGGUGCAGCUCUGAAACAUGGACCCUCAUGGCUUCUCCAACCAUUGGGGGUAUCAACCACCAUCCGUGUGGUAUUACCCCGAGACUUCCUGGAGCAAUCAAGGAGGAGAAGACUAUGGGUUCGGAUGUUAGUACCAACCCCCCUUCUACGGAGAACAACCAAACCCUUGGGAACCUCAAGGACAAUAUCCUUUUCAAGAAGAGUUCCUGCCACAACCAGAGGGGCCAUCUGAGUUGGAGUUAGCCAUGGAGGCCUUCACGGGUCACUCUGCAGAGCCAUGCUACACUUCACUGGAAGAUCCGAACAAACAAUUAAGGCUUCUCGUGGAGCACUUUGCUCGAGACACUGAGAGAGCAUGCUCCAAGAUGGAUCUUCAAAUCCAAGCCCUUGCAUCUUCCGAUCCCUCAUUUCUCCAUGAUAUGGAGGAGACUGUUCAGCGCUCAGCGAAGCAAACAGAGUGGGUGGAGCAAGUUUGCUCACAUCUUGCUCAAGAUCACCUUUCUGCUACCACGCUGAUGAUUAAAUCGUGAAUGCAAAGUUGGGGUAUUUGUUUUACUUGACUUGGGAAACUUCACUAUCUGUUGGUAAAUGAAGUAUAUACUUGUUUAUGUAGGAUGAAUUUGACAUAGACACGGCAGGAGCAGAUGCAAGGAAGAUUAUGGAGAAGAGAAUGAAGAAGCGGUUCAUCAAUUACAAGUAUGCGAUGCACGCUCACUACCUGAAAGACCCUCAGACAGCCAGGACAGACCCUCCAGUGGACAUGAACAUAGAGGAUUGGCAUAUGCUUUGUGAUCACUUUGAGAGUGAAAACUUUCUAGUAAGUAACACCUUCUGUUUCAUCAUCAAUUCUUUCAUGCGUAACCUUGCCUUACAAUAAAUGGUUGCUAAUGACUUGUAUUUGUCAUAUGCAGAAGCGAAGCCAAAUAAAUAAAGCCAACAAGAGUAAGCAAGUGUAUGCACACACUUCUGGUGCAAAAUCGCUUGAUCAAAGAAUAUAUGAGUUGGUAAGUGUUCUCGAAUUCAAAGACUAAUUUAUACAUUCAAAGAAUAUAUGAGUUGGUUUAACUCUGCCUGAUUGUGGAACUUUCCUUGUUUCGUGUACGAGAAGAAAAAGAAGCAAAAGCAGUAGGAGGAGCAGCCUACGCAAGAAGAGCGGGAAACUGAUAUGGAGGACGCUGAUACCCUAGAGGAGGAGCCAAUAGAUCUCCUAUUGUAUGCGAAGAGGUAUCAGCGGGCUGACGGUAGUUGGGUAUCGGAGGAACCGCAGAAGAACUAUGUGAGUUCAUCCUUUUGUACCUUUUUUGAUUUUCACUGAGUUCAUACCAAACCAUGUGACAUAUAUCAUUACCCAUUGUUGUUCAAUCCUAGUUGGAGAUGCAGUCCAUGUCGAUAGAGGUAAAGGCAGAGGGGAAGCCUAUAUCAGGCCGUGACAUUGUUUAGAAGGUCCUCAAGAAAAAGGUGAAGUAUGGACCGAAGGGGAACCCAAGAUCAGCAAAGGAGCUUCAACUCCAAGCAGAAUUGGAGGCAACAAGGGCUGAAGCGGAAAGAAAAGCCAAGGAGUCUGCUGAGAAGAUACAGAGUCAGGAGGAGCAGCUAAAAAGCCAGGCUGAGAAGAUACAACUUCAGGAAGAAAAGUUAAAGAGCCAGGAGGAGAGGUUUGAUACUCAAGCAGAGGAGAUGAACCAGAUGAAAGCCGCCCAGGACAAGCUACAGCAUCAAGUGCUAGUGAUUGCUCGCCAAUUACCCUGCAAAUGAACUCCUAAGUCCAAGGUAACGACAUUGCCUUAGUUUGCAGAGGCAGAUGAGAAUGCAGGCUAGGUGUUUGAUGUUUUAAGUAUGUUAGUUUAUGCUUUUGUGAACAAAGUUAUCAUGCUUUGUGUUGUGGUGAACAAUGAGUUUCAUGUGUUGUGUGAUGUUGGACUACUUUGAAUGUUUGUUUAUGGUGAACAAGGACUUAGCGGGACAUGGGAAUGGACAUGGAUGUAAUAUGGUAGAUGUUUUCCAAUAUAUCUCCAUGUUCAGUUUGCGGAUAAAAUUUCGCAUUAUGGAAUUUGUUAAGCAGGUCAAAUGUGACAACAAUGGAAAGUUCACAUAUUAUGACAAGUCCAUGACGAGCUAUAUUCGUCAUAAUAGGAAAAAAUGACAAAAUAUACUCGUCAUAAUAAGGAUUUACGACAAAAGGGCCAAGUCACAAUUAUAAGUUAUGAGAAAAUGCGUUCGUCAUAAUAUACUGAAAUGACAAAA
Molecule: messenger RNA, 2416 nt
Organism: Linum trigynum
Lineage: Eukaryota; Viridiplantae; Streptophyta; Magnoliopsida; Malpighiales; Linaceae
Source: the annotation of a GenBank genome assembly